AUGAUAUCAUAUAUUAAAGGUUAUAUAAAACCUUUCUUGUCUAACAAUAAAUUUAUUUUUGGAAGAGCAUCAUAUACCAGUAUGCUGAAAUAUUUAAAUCAAACGGAAAGCAUCAAUGUAGAUAAAGAUUUAUUUGAGAAAUAUAAGUUUAGCGUUGAUCAAUUAAUGGAACUUGCUGGCCAAAGCUGUGCUAUUGCCAUUGCUCGUACUUAUCCAUCGCUUAAAAAUUCUAAACAAAAAAUUUUGAUUUGUUGUGGCCCAGGAAACAAUGGUGGUGAUGGACUUGUUUGCGCUAGACAUUUAAAACAAUUUGGAUAUUUGCCUGAAAUUUAUUAUCCUAAAAGGACAAACAAUACACUGUAUGAAAAUUUACUGCAUCAGUGCAUUGAAAAUGAUAUUCCCUUAUUAAAGGAUGAUGUAGAACACAUUGCUUCAAAGCAACUGCAUCAAUUUGGUCUUAUAGUGGAUGCAAUAUUUGGAUUUAGUUUUAAGCCACCUAUAAGGGAUACAUUUAUUCCUAUUAUUCACCUGUUAGAAAAUACGACUGUUCCAAUUUGUAGUAUUGAUAUACCAUCAGGUUGGAAUGUUGAAGAUGGACCACCUACAGAAGGCGGAAUAAAACCAGAAAUGCUUGUAUCACUAACAGCACCAAAAUUAUGUGCUAAAAAGUUUAAAGGGAAGUAUCAUUAUUUAGGUGGUCGAUUUGUACCUAAAAAGUUGGAUAAAGCAUAUAGCCUUAAUCUACCUGAAUAUCCAGGAACUGAUUUAAUUCUUUUGUUAAAUUAAAUCUUCACACAAACUUUAAUUACUUGCAUUUUUUAUUACAAAUAUGUACAAUAAUCGAAAAUAAAAUAUUUAUAACUGUUGAUAAGCAGCUAUAUUGUUCUAUAUUUA
Bombus pascuorum is the source of this 894-nucleotide messenger RNA. It is a transcript of the gene Naxe, whose product is annotated as NAD(P)H-hydrate epimerase. Lineage: Eukaryota; Metazoa; Arthropoda; Insecta; Hymenoptera; Apidae. Gene Ontology annotation, molecular function: NAD(P)HX epimerase activity. Gene Ontology annotation, cellular component: mitochondrion. The record is from RefSeq and is a predicted model, not a curated record. The transcript has a single exon. The coding region runs from base 1 to 786 and encodes 261 amino acids.